Messenger RNA from Lycium ferocissimum, 3824 nucleotides. Its product is annotated as U-box domain-containing protein 13-like. The transcript has 4 exons. The coding region runs from base 1689 to 3482 and encodes 597 amino acids. Gene Ontology annotation, cellular component: cytoplasm; nucleus. Gene Ontology annotation, molecular function: protein binding; ubiquitin-protein transferase activity. Gene Ontology annotation, biological process: cell surface receptor signaling pathway; protein ubiquitination. Lineage: Eukaryota; Viridiplantae; Streptophyta; Magnoliopsida; Solanales; Solanaceae. The record is from RefSeq and is a predicted model, not a curated record.
GAAGAACUUUCAAAAAGUCCCUAUAUCUUUUUAUAUAAUCGAGAACCAAGAUAUCUAAAUACCGAAAGGGACAGUUCUUCUUGCUCUUGGAUCUGUCUGAUCAGUGAUCAAUGUUAUAUUAUAGGCAAAAGACCUAGAUAGCCCUUUAAACUUGGCACAGUCUGAAGUUAGACACUCCAACUUAGUUUGCGACCAUAUAGACAGUUCAACUUGGUAGAAAUGUGUCUUUUAAACACACACAUCUUACUGUGGCUGUGAUAGUGCGUCUCUUACACUCAAUAUUGAGCGAGUAAAAGUCUUCUCACUAUGCUGAAAAGCUUUUUAAAAAAAAGCAAUUCAUCACCUCUCAUCCCCCUAUCUCUGUAUUCAUUACAGAGAAGCCACGCCAAAAAAAGACACUUGAAACAAACACCAGCUACUCAAAGUUUGAAGCAAUGCUAACUAAGUUGACAUUUGUAACUAAUACUUGGUUAGUGUACCUUUUUAUGCUCGGCAACAGUAAAACGAAAAGGAUAAUUAAUCUUAUCACAAAUUAUCACACCGAAAAAUCAUCGAAACUGAAGGUCAAGGUUUUUCCAUAAACAUAAAAGAAAUCUUCAAAAUGGUCCACAUUGAUAUCAAAGCGAGUGAACUUUACUUUUUAGAAUUUGUGGUUUGCUUAUCAAGCUUUUAGUCCAUGGGUCUAGUUCAAAAUUGCUUCUUUUAUUCUAUUUUGGCUGUUAAGCAAUGCCCUGGCCAUGGCCUUUUAGGGGUUGUAGGACGGGGUCUGAUUACCGAAGAAGAAGUUGGGUGGAGGGGUCCGAUCAGUGAGGAGGGGGUAAUUACUUAUUUAAACUUUUUGUUUAAUUAUGGGUGGAAUAUUUUACUUGUUAGUCAAAAUUACAAUUGUCAAUCACUAAUUGGUUCAUUUGACGCGUCAAUGGCGAGUAAGCUUCACUUGGAUGGUCUUAAAGUGUACAAGUGAUUAAAAGACACGAGUGAUUAAGAGACAUGUUUCUACCAAGUUUAAGUGUCUAUGUGGUCUCUAGCUAAGUUUGAGUGUCUAACUUACAAAAUGUGCCAAGUUCAAGGGGCUAUCUAGGUACUUAGCCUAUAUAUUUACUUGUUUAACAUCUAUCUGCAACUUAAUUCUAUUCUCCUUGGCAUGAUUAGUGAUUACCAUUUUAAAAGAUUCUACGGCCUGAUAAUUUGAAGUCUUCACAAUGCCUUGCCAUGUUGUGCAUACCAAAUUGUAAUCCAUAAAGGCGUCAAUGAAAUAAUAUACCAUCUUCGUGAGGAUUCUCGAUUUUGUAAAUAAACUUGAUUUUUGGCUAGGAUUUGUGCUUUUAUGACUUGGUCCUUGGAUUAUUGCACACCAUCAGAAGGUUGUGCUAUUAUUUCUGAUCGCGAUACUUAAGUUCGUGGAGAAAUCUACUACCUAUUCCCCACCAGACCUCUUAGAAAUGCUCUUGUUGCCUGAGCAAUGAUUCCAUAUCUUUGGCUACUGGUUAAGUUUAUGUGUUUCUUGAGGAUAACUGCAACACCAACAAGAUGUACUUGCUGUAUGGCGGAAAUUGUACUUACUGUAUGGCUGAACCUUAUUGAGCUUUUCUGGUUCAUCUCCCUGUCAUACUGUCCAAAAAGUGGGGAGCUGACAGUGAGAGAUUAAAUGCAAACUAGGAAAAAGAGAGAAGAAUCCAUGCACUUUUAUGAAACUAUUGGUGUGCUUCAAACCAACUAUCCGUGACUUGCCUAUUCAGGAUAUCACCAUCUGCAUGGUGUUAGAAAGGGAGCAGAUAAUGAAAAAAUUCCACGAAGUGACAACCCAGCUAGAACAAGCUUUGGGCGGAGUUCAUUAUGAAGAGCUUGACAUAUCUGAUGAAGUUAAAGAGCAGGUAGAGCUUGUCCUUUCUCAGUUCCAACGAGCCAAAGGAAGGGUUGAUACACCUGAUGCUGAACUCCAUGAGGAUCUAUUGUCCCUUUACAGCAAGAGUAAUGAUGCUGCUAUAGAUCCAGCUUUCCUAAGGCCAUUGGUUGAGAAGUUACAACUGACCGGAAUAUAUGAUCUCACACAAGAAUCAUGUGCUUUGCAUGAAAUGGUCACUGCUACUGGUGAAGAUCCAGACGAGAGGAUAGAGAAGAUGUCAGUGAUACUGAGGAAAAUUAAGGAUUUUGUGCUGACUGAGACUCCGGAGAUUGAUUCUUCUUCAAGGGAGAAGUCUUCAACUUGUAGUGGACAAGCAUCUACCGAGACAACUCAUAAGGCACCAGUAAUACCAGAUGAUUUUCGGUGUCCUAUAUCCCUGGAAUUGAUGAAAGAUCCUGUCAUUGUUUCAUCUGGGCAGACUUAUGAGCGUUCUUCUAUUGAGAAGUGGCUGGAAGCAGGGCAUAGCACUUGUCCCAAGACACAACAAGUCCUCACAAGCAAUGCUAUCACACCAAACUAUGUGUUGCGAAGCCUCAUAGCACAGUGGUGUGAAGUGAAUGGGGUUGAAUCCCCCAAACGACCAGGUAGUUUACCCAAUAAGUCAGCAUCCGUGUGCACGCCUGCUGAACGCUCGAAGAUAGAAAAUCUCCUGAGAAAGCUCACAUCUGGCAGCCCUGAAGAUCGUCUCUCUGCCACAGGUGAAAUCCGCCUACUUGCUAAGCGCAAUGCUGAUAAUCGUGUUGCAAUAGCUGAAGCAGGUGCCAUUCCUCUGCUCGUCGACCUUCUUUCCACACCCGAUUCUCGGAUCCAAGAGCAUGCUGUUACAGCACUACUUAACCUCUCUAUUUGUGAGGAUAACAAACGGAGCAUUGUAACAUCAGGGGCAGUGCCUGGUAUCGUCCAUGUGCUUAAGAAGGGGAGCAUGGAAGCACGUGAAAAUGCAGCAGCCGCUCUAUUUAGCCUUUCAGUUAUAGAUGAAAAUAAGGUCAUAAUUGGUACUUACGGAGCAAUUCCUCCACUUGUUACAUUAUUAAGUGAUGGCACCCAGAGAGGGAAGAAAGACGCAGCUACCGCACUUUUCAAUUUGUGCAUUUAUCAAGGGAACAAGGGCAAGGCGAUAAGGGCUGGAGUUGUGCUCACUCUAAUGGAGCUGCUUACAGAACCUCGAGGUGGUAUGAUCGAUGAAGCGCUUGCCAUUUUAGCGAUAUUGUCUGGUCAUCCAGAAGGGAAGACCAACAUCGGAGCUGCAGGGGCAGUUCCUGUUUUGGUAAAUGUGAUCACAAAUGGGUCACCCAGGAACAAAGAAAAUGCAGCUGCAGUUCUGGUACAUCUCUGCUCUGGGGACCAACAUCAUCUAGUGGAGGUUCAGGAGCUAGGUGUAAUGGGACCAUUGCUAGAUUUAGUACAAAAUGGCACUGAAAGAAGCAGACGAAAGGCAACCCAGUUGCUUGAAAGAAUAAACAGAUACGCUGAGCAGCAAAAACAGGCCCAGGCAGAAUCCGAGGCUCCGAUUCAACAAACUCAUAACCAGCUUUCACAGUCACCACCUUCAUCGACAAAUGUGCUGGACAGCUGAAUAAAUAACAGCUAUUACUAUGCCUCAAUCCUAAGCAAGUGGGAUCAGCUAUAUUAGUACUCGCUGAUCCACGUUGCUCCAGUUAAGCUGCUCCUGGACUGUAUGUUUUUAUAUAUUUUUUCUGUUAUAUUUGACCUUUCUUGGUGUUUAUAGCAUUGAUUAUAGAAGAGGGGUUUAGAUAUGUGGGAGGAAGGUGGAAGAUCACCUGACACCUCCAUCAUUCAUUUGUUUUCUGGGGUUGAGGUGUAUACUCUCAUGUGAAAAAAGGCCAAGGAUUGACGGAAAGAACUGAGAAAACAUAAACUGCUUUUACAAUAUUGAAUGUCAAGUGCACCAUUACAA